GGUUGGUGUUAUAUUUUCUUCAACUUCUUGUGCUUCUUCUCUGACACAAUGAAUGAAACGAUGUAUUUUAUCUAUUUAUAACAUUCAUAUUUUGUUUUAUUUUUCUGAUUUGAAGUCUGGCUUUGGUACUAUAACAUUUGGAUGACAUUUUCAUGGUGAAAUCACUGAUAAAUGUGUCAAAUUUAAAUGCAUUUGCAGCAUGUAUUUUGCUGUUGGCUGGCCCAAAUAUUAUGGCGCUAAUAACAUUAAGAAUAAUCAGCCUUGUGGAUUCAAGUUUAAUCGAGAUCGCUCUAUUCUAGCCGUUUUAACCGAAGAUACAUUGACACUGUGGUAUUGUCGUCCAUUUGUUGUGAUUGUGUCGUAUCGUCGAUCAAGAACUUCUGUGGACGAGUUUGGUGGAAAUGAAGAUUUUGCAUGGAAAUUUGAUUCAUCAGCCAUUGUAAUAAAGACAUCAAAUGGAGGAUUGAUUUUUUAUGAGUUAAAGCUUUCCAAAGGAGACUCAGGACAACUAUACGUUCUCAAAAACCAGAGAAAUAUUGGCAAUCCUAACUACAAGAUAUCGUACGAUGUACCAGCAAUAUUACUGUCUGAAACAACUCCAAUUUCAAUCGUUGGCGGAGUUUCGAGCCUGUCAAUCAAACGGAACGAAAUAUUUGUAGCAAGUAGAUUGGGAAUUCUACAUCGUGUUUAUUGGAAUGGAACAGUUGAUAAAGAGCUUUCUCUUCCAGUAUCGUCUAUUCCAUUUUCACUUGACUUGGAAACGCCGAUUGAGUCGGCUCAGUAUCUUAAAUCGUCAGAAAGUGAUAUACGUGAUAUGCAGUACAGUGCUUUACUUGGAGGCUUUGCUAUUGUGUUGAGAAAUGGUCGUGGGGGUUUUCUAUCUGCGUCUACGUCCAAGUUUGAACCACAAGAUGUUCUUGCCAUCUGGGCCCGAGAUUUGACGCAGGCUACCUGCGUUAAACUUAACCACAAAUUUCGAAUCAUUGCCUAUGGCUGUACUCAUGGUGGUUGUAUGCUGUACUCGUUUGAUGAGGUCACUGGUGCCUUACAGUUCUCGCACAAAAUUGAGCUACAAACUAAACAUUUUCUGACUUCAAUCAAUCAAGUAGAUGCAGUGGAAAAUCUUUGUUUUAGUCCCGAUGGUCAUGUCUUGGCUGUAUCGUGGGUUGGUGGAGGUUUUGCUGUGUGGAGUGUUUUUGGUUCUUUUUUGUUUUGUUCACUAGACUCAUCGUCUCACGGGUUACAAGGAGAUGUAUUUUGCGGUAAACCAUGGCACGUUAGUGCAAUGGAAUGGAGCGUUGAAGGUUACAAUUUAUUGUUGGCGAUAGAGAAACCGCUGGAAGAUAAAUGGAGUGGAACUGGUGAGAUUGUUCAUAUCCCGUUUGUCAAGAGUGUCUUGACCGCUAACCCAUGUGUGGCAAACCAUCACCAUUUAGUUCUCCAGGGCGAAACAUGUCUGUAUUUAAGUACAGCUGAUGUAAUAUCAGACACACGGACACAUCUACACGAUGCAUUCGGUAUUGAAGGCUCUGGUUUUGAUUGUCAUGAUGGUAGUAACUCACCUUCUAGUACUAAACAUUGGCAGAUUGUUCAGUAUCCUCAAAUCUACAUUGAAAAGAACUGGCCAAUCAGGAGCGUUGCUGUUGACGAAUCAGGGAUGUAUUUUGCAAUCGCGGGUCGGAUGGGGGUUGCGCAUUAUUCUUUACUUAGCAGAAGAUGGAAGUUAUUUGGGAAUGAAUCACAGGAGCAAAGUAUUUAUUGUCGCGGUGGACUUCUUUGGUGGAACGAAUUCUUAGUGAUAGCUUGUUACAACAUGCAUUCCGGUAGUGACCAGAUACGCUUUUAUCCACGUCUAUCCAAUUUGGACAAUGCUUUUGCCAGUGAAAUAAACCUAACAUGCUCGCCUUUUCUGAUCAACAUCUUAGACAAUAUCUUGUUGGUUUACUGUUCUGAUUGUAAACUAACGUUUUAUUGCUUGGAUAAAUUAGCUGAGGGUGAAUCAGAUCACAUUCAGAUAUCACGCAUGCAAGAUGUUUCAUUAGUUCCUCACGUACCUCAUCCACUAUCUGUGAUUGAAAUUACUUUAAGCAUGGCAUGCUUCGAACAAGGUUGUGUCAGCUCCAGUAUAAGCAGAGUUGAGUCAUUGUUAGUGAAUAUUGGUGGGAAAUUGAUGAUGCUCCAAAGACUUCAUGAAAAAGAGAAGCGAAAAAAGAUGCAAUUUUCAGCACCAGUCGUUCUUGCUUCGUGUGUUGAAGGAAUAUGGUCAUCAUUGAAAACGUCUUCAACUGACAAACAACAUUUAGUCGAAGCGUUAUGGUUAAACUGUGGUGUUUCUGGAAUGAAAGUUUGGCUUCCAUUGUUUCCUGGGGACGAUGAAAAACCUCCGAACUUUCUAUCGAAGAGAAUUAUGCUUCCAAUACAAAUGUCACUUUGCCCACUUGUUGUUUUAUCGAAAGAAGCACUUGUUGUUGGGGCUGCGUCGGAACCUGUGCAUUUGAAUCUUUCAUCUAAUCUUCCAAUUUCUCCGGAAGAACCAUUUCCUUUGUAUGCACUGGAAAGACCGGCUCAAGUCUACCUUCACCAUCUUUUACGCCAGCUACUUCGAAGAAAUCUUGGUAUUCAUGCACUACGGAUUGCUCGGAGUUGCAGUGAACUUCUAUAUUUUCCUCAUGUGCUUGAAUUGAUGCUUCAUGAAAUACUCGAAGAAGAAGCCACAGCAUCAGAGCCCUUGCCAGAUGCGAUGCUUCCAAGAAUCGUGGCAUUUAUUCAGGAAUUCCCAGAAUACUUACAAACCGUGGUACAUUGUGCCCGGAAAACCGAAGUAGCGUUAUGGAGUUAUCUUUUCGCUGCCGUCGGAAAUCCACGAAAUCUGUUUGAGAAAUGUCUUGAAGAUGGAUACCUUGAAACAGCUGCUUCAUACCUAAUCAUUCUACAGAAUCUGGAAACGCCUGAAGUCAGCAAACAGCUUGCGACAAUUCUGCUUGAGGCUACUUUAUCCAGUGAUAAGUACGAGAUUGCAAGAGACCUUGUUCGUUUUCUUGGCUCCAUAAAAGUGAGUGAUUUUGACUCCCCACCGCAGAGCCCGUGUAUCAAGACACUUGUAAUGUCGUCUGCUCUGCCUUCUCUUGUGGACGACGAAGAAGAUGACCUCACCCCUCUUCCCCAAGGGAUUCAAUCACAUUCACAGUCUGGGAGUAGCAGGAUGAGUCCAAGGCCACCAUUAACCCGCAUCAGCUCCUCAGAUAAACUUCAAAACAUUAGACCGUAUGAAAAAUCAGCAAGUCGAGGUCGUCAUACAUCUGAGGAUAGAUCCUUAACGGGAAAAGGUUCUGUAUCAGGAAGGAAAUGGGACUCUCAAGAACAUAUAGAAGGUCCUGGUGGAUCCCAGCAUAUUGUGUUCAGAUACGCAAGAGAAGAUGCCCCUGAGGGAUUUUUCUUGGAUACCAUUCUGAACCGCCAUUCCAGAAAGUUGUUAUCAAGUAACAGACUAAAAGAUCUUGGUCGCUUUUCAGCUUAUCUUGAUUUUAAUCUCAGAGAGUGGCUUCGGAAGGAAAGAGAUCGAGCCGCAAUAGUUAACGAUUUUAUCGAAGCAUUUCUCAGUAUUCAUCGUCAGUUCGAUUGGCCAUUCCCUUCACGAACAACGGUGAAUGCUAUUACCACAGAAUCCUUGUCGCUACGAACCAGUUUUCUCUCCUCCUCUGGUAACCGGUUGAUUUGGGAAAAUCAUGAUAACACAGUCCCGAACAAUUCUCCAAACAUCGAAGAUAUACAAACAGCUCUUUCCGAGGUUGAGUUAAAGGGAGUACAAGUCGAGCAGUCUGAAGCGAGCUCAGUUUCAUUCUCACUAGACGAUGACCCAGAAGGCUUGGAGGACAGUACAUGGAGUUAUGAUACAAACAUAAAGGAUUUAGAUGAUUUUGCUGGUCAAGUUCCAGGACCCAGGCAAGCAGAUAGAGAAAUAAGGUUUCUGCUGCAAGCGAUGUCAGACUCGUAUUGUUUCGACUGGUCUCUGUUGUUGUCACUUGCCUUACGAGACGCACCUUUGGUUAAUCAAGUCAUAGAGGAUAUCUUGCUUUUGGGUAUGGAUGAACUUGCUUUAGAGAACUUCAUUCGACUUCGUGAUGGUAUUAAAACCUUGGAAAAUUGGGCCAAUCACGAAUGUCUGGGUUACAGUGCCUUCUUUGGUCAGUUCAAAACUCAAUGGCAAGCAUUAUCUGAAGCCAUCAGUACAGUUGCAACGCGUUUAGCAGAAAAUCAAAUGACAAGUCGAAAUGUUGAACAACAGGAAAAUAUUGACGAAGGAACGAUUUUCAAUGAAAUGAACGAAGUGACUGAUGAAGAUAAAGUAGAAUCUAGUGAUCCUUAUGACUGCGUUGUCUCGUAGUAUAUAUAUACAUGUGAAUAUACUACAUUUGCGACGAAUUCUCUACGUUACAGUACAUUGACACCAAUGUAUGCGCAGUCAGAGGCCAGGUAUUAUAAUGAAAAAAUGUUUAUGGAACAUCUCACGCAUUUAGGCAAACAAACGACUGACGACUAGUACUGGUUUAGGUUACAUCAACCAACAUAUUUUUGAGAAGGUGAAAUAUAUGCAGGAAGAGCUAGCAAUUCAAAUUAGU
Dendronephthya gigantea is the source of this 4619-nucleotide messenger RNA. Its product is annotated as RAB6A-GEF complex partner protein 1-like. Gene Ontology annotation, cellular component: cytosol; Ric1-Rgp1 guanyl-nucleotide exchange factor complex; Golgi membrane. Bases 200 to 4384 code for a protein of 1394 amino acids. The record is from RefSeq and is a predicted model, not a curated record. Gene Ontology annotation, biological process: intracellular protein transport; retrograde transport, endosome to Golgi. Lineage: Eukaryota; Metazoa; Cnidaria; Anthozoa; Malacalcyonacea; Nephtheidae. The transcript has 34 exons. Gene Ontology annotation, molecular function: protein binding.